Molecule: messenger RNA, 1121 nt
Organism: Symsagittifera roscoffensis
Lineage: Eukaryota; Metazoa; Xenacoelomorpha; Acoela; Convolutidae
Product: homeobox protein ceh-19-like
Exons: 3
Coding region: 114-1100 (328 amino acids)
Biological process (GO): regulation of DNA-templated transcription
Molecular function (GO): DNA binding; DNA-binding transcription factor activity, RNA polymerase II-specific
Source: RefSeq, a predicted model, not a curated record
UAACGAUCAAUUUCCUAAUCUCCGAAUCCCAAUUUUAUUUGUUUUUCACUUUUCUUUUUAAUUUUGUCCAGAAAAAGCUGUCUUGUAAAAUUCUCUGAAAUUAAGUAAAUAAAAUGGAACAAAAUGACAGAAAUCCCAAGAAAUCAUUUCUUUCAAUCGACGAUAUUUUGUCAACAAAAGAAAAAAUGAAUAGAAGUUUUGAAAAUAAAAUAAUCCGUUUACAAUCUGAACGCAAUCAACAUUCGGAAAUAAGUCCGAUAUACAACCAAGCCGACAUAUUGGGUGUACAACAUAAUGCCGACAAUCAGAACAUAUCGCCAUCUUUUGACAUGGCUGCGCUAGCGGGGUCAAAUAUCAGUGCACUAAUCGACGCAGUCAGUGCAGUGGCUCCUUUUGGUUCACUAAAUUUGGACAAUCGAGAGCUGAUCGGGAUGGAUUCAGUGCAAUCGCGAAGCUCCGCGGCUUCCGGAGUCGACAAUGAGUCGGCGAAAUAUGCCUGGUCGCAGACAAAUACAAACCAAGCAGAUGGCGCUGAAUUUUCAAGAGAACGGCAUUCGAAUUUUCUUCUGAGUCUGCAGCAGCGUAAACAUAGUGGCCCAGGUGGAGGAGGGGGUGCAGGGUCAAAGCGGGGGGACCAGUUGAAUGGGAGAAGACAACGCACUUCCUUCUCGGCCGAACAGACCAUCAAAUUAGAACUGGAGUUCCAAAUGAAUGAAUACAUUACCAGAAGUCGCAGAUUUGAACUUGCCGACACUUUGGGUCUGUCGGAGAACCAAAUCAAGAUCUGGUAUCAAAAUCGAAGAGCCAAGGAUAAGAGGAUCGAAAAGGCACAUGUAGAGUCCAACAUCCGCAGACAGCUGAACAAUUUGGCAUUCGUGGGCGCCGCAAACCCAUUUAGCCUAAUUCCCUCAGGGCCUAAUCCUAUGAAUUCAUACAUUGAGGAACUCUCUGCGCUGGAAAGACUCGUCAGCUCGGACGCGCUGUCGACUGAACGACUACUCUUGGCUAAUUUCCAGAUUCCAACCAAAACUGCAAUCCAAAAUAUUCCAAGUUCAAUGGCGAAUAAAACAAUCAUCGAAAAUGCUCUAAGUUUUCUGUGACAAAGAUUAAGCUUAACUGAA